CCUAUCGCCGUCUACCGUCCCACUCUGUUGUUGCGCAAGUAUCGUCUGUCUCGCUCGGCUGGCUCAGGCCACCACCUGAUAUCUAGUUCGCAUUUUCGCGGGUGUUUAGCCGCGAUAAGGUGGCAUCUUGACCGGGUAACAUUGCUUCAGCACAACACGAGCUCGACAUAAACCGCCAAAAUGUUUAAAAGUCAUUUAGAAAUGAUUGGCAGAAACGAGACGCCAUCAAAGAAAGCCAGAUUCUGGCAAUCUUUCGUGCGAUCUCUAAAAGGAUCUGAAGACAUCAGGGCCGAGGAGAGAUACAGGCCCACGCGCCGCAGCGUGUUCCCCGAACUCCUGUCCUCCUCCUACCCCUACAGCAAGUCGAUCUACGACGACCCCAUCGCCGCGGCCGAGAGGAUCACCGUCCCCGGCUACCGCUACCUGCCCGUCCACCGCGAGGUCUACGGCUACUCCCCACGCCCCAUCUACGCUCACAACUACUCGCGCUCCCUCGACCGGUACCGGCCAGUAUACCACGUGCCCAGGCGCGUGCGACGUGGCGUGGACCCCUUCGACGCGCACAAGGCGUGGCAGGACCACCUGGACAGGCUGGCCGCCAUCGACCGCCUGUACCCCUCUCGCUACGGCCUCUACCUGAAGGACAGGGCCUACCCCAUCACCGACCUGAGCGCACCCAUCACCGAACCCAAGAGCCUAAAAGGCAUCGAAUAUGAGCCCGACAACAAGCCGCACUGGGGAACAGGAGCGUGGCCAUCGAAGAUAUCGGACGUGUUCAAAACCGACCCAUUUUUCGCGGAAGCCGAAAGAUGGUCAGAUUUUGACCGCUCACUCCGAGGGAAGUCCCCAACUCCAGUGAAGCCGAGAAUAAGCCAACCUCGCGACUGCGAGGUGGCGUUUGAUGCCGACGGUGCUCCGCUGUACACCGCCGGCGGGCUCAGGCGCAGGCCUUGGGCCGACAUUUUCAACCCGAGCCCGUCCCUGCCGAUCUCGGCCAUCACUCGGGACCCCUUCUGGUACGACUGGCCGGAGCUCAAGCCCCUCGCGCGAUGGGACCGCAGCCCCUCUUACAUCCGCGACUCCUACCUGUCGCCAGUCAAACGCACCUUCCUUUGGGACAAGCACCCGAUCAGACCUCUAGAUUUAAUGGUGGCUGACGCGCUCACCGUGGAUGACCUAAGCAAGACUUUACCGUUCAUGCGUAGUCUAUAAAAUGCAAAUAUCCAGCUGCUGCUUUUUAAGGGCCUGACUUCGAACUCAUUUUAUUUUAAGUAAUGAACAUCUUUCUACCUAAUUUAUUAUUUUAUAAACAUUCGUCUGUUAACUUUGACUAUGUUAAUAAAGGAUGAUUAAAUAAAGAAACAGUUAAUAAUGGACAUUAUUAAAAAGGUUUUCACCGAAGAUCUCUAAAGACUGCAAUAACAUAGUCACUGCCGCGGAAAUGAAUACUUGUUACAAAUUUUGUUUAUAUUAAAACAUUUUUAUGUAUUCCAAAAAAGAAAAAAAUCAAUAAAAUCAGAAAACC
Molecule: messenger RNA, 1525 nt
Organism: Ostrinia furnacalis (Asian corn borer)
Lineage: Eukaryota; Metazoa; Arthropoda; Insecta; Lepidoptera; Crambidae
Gene: Mf
Product: myofilin
Exons: 8
Coding region: 181-1212 (343 amino acids)
Source: RefSeq, a predicted model, not a curated record